Pollicipes pollicipes is the source of this 1824-nucleotide messenger RNA. Its product is annotated as tachykinins. NCBI's taxonomy places the organism in Eukaryota, Metazoa, Arthropoda, Thecostraca, Pollicipedomorpha, Pollicipedidae. The coding region runs from base 200 to 691 and encodes 163 amino acids. The record is from RefSeq and is a predicted model, not a curated record. The transcript is spliced from 2 exons.
GGUCGCGCCGCUGCUCUCUUCCAGGCCGGCCGACGGGAGCGCGCAGACAGGCUUCGUCGAACAGGCAGCGCGGCACUUGCCGACGCCGGCGCGCAUACAAGAGGCCGUCGGCGGACGGCACUCGGCGCUUGACCCGCCGCGGGUCACCAGGGCGGCUGCCCUCGUCCGCACACAGCAGACUGGCCAACAGGUGGCAAGCAUGCAAAGCAUCUGUCACCUGGCUGGCCUGACAGCGUGUCUGCUGGCCGUGGCCGUGGCACUAAAGACGCCACACCAACGGCCGCCUCGCAUCGGCUUCCUGGGCAUGCGCGGCAAGCGCGACGCACCGCGGCUGGCCCACGAGGUGGCGCUGGAGACGCGGCAGCGGCGCCUCUCCUACCCCAUCUCGCGCCUGCUGCGGCUCAGCGAGCUGUACGGCGACCUGUACGAGCGCGCCGACCGCGCACCCUCCGGCUUCACCGGCCUGAGGGGAAAGAAGGUGCCGUCCGGAUUUAGCGGUCUCCGCGGCAAGCGCACAGGGCCCCGGCGGGUCCCCAGCGGCUUCGCCGGGCUCCGCGGCAAGAAGAGUGGCCCGACGGCGUUGGAGACGCUGCGCGGCAUGCUGGAGGAGGCGGCGGAUGAGAAGCGGUCGCCGAGUGGCGCGUUCCUCGGGCUGCGCGGCCGCCGCCAGGCACCGCUGGAGGCCGAGUGACCGCGGCGCUGGCGAGGUCAGCGUCGUCCGCUGGUGGGAACGGCACGUGCACCGGGCCAGCGGGCGGAGCGGUGCUGGCUACUGGGAGACGAGGUGCCGCCUGCGGCCGCCGAUCGUCGCAUCACUAGCCGGUCACCCGACCCCUCGACGCACGCGGAUGUCUUGCGGUCCAGGCCACAGACGGUCUCCGUCGUGGCCGCAGGUCGCCAUACGGUCGGGUGUCACGCAAGUCCUGGCUCUCGAUCUGGAUGCUGAAACUCACCGGGGCCCCUGGGCGCUUCAUUUGUGUUUGAUGACGGAGCAAGCCGUUAACUGUGCGACACUUAAUCGCGUCCGAACAACGGAGGGAUGUGGGUCCUUGCUUUGAGCAACUAUAAGAAAGUGGUCAAAAGUUCGACCUGCGUAUGCCCCUUGUUAACAUGAUUGCGUUGUCACUUAUAAAGCCAAUAAUCGACACUUCGAGCAUUUUAAGUUCGCAGUGCACGAAGAAAGACUUAUGAAGGAAUACCACCGCCAAUGUCUCACCCGUAGGCCUAAUAUGGCAGUGCGACAGUUUCCUUCGAGUCCGUAGAGCAGAUAAUUUGGGGUGCCGUUGCUCGACAGGUUAUGAAUAUGAUCAUUGAAUAAAGGCACGGCAUAUGGAAUGCAACAAUUUCGUAGGCGAUUAGGCCAUUGUAAAGAACGGCAAACAAAUUAGAAGUUCGCGAGACCCAAAUUACGCCGCUUGUUGCGGUCCACAUAGUGACGAGCCGAGCCUGACAAGGACAAAUACGUUGCAGCGAUCGUCGAUCCAUCAGCGCCCCAGCGUUCACCCACGGAACAGGUGAUAAACCGUUACAACGCUUAUAUCACGACAGUAUAUAUGCAACUAACCCCCUGUACGUGCGCGUGAGUAAUUUGCUUUGUUGGACGCGCAUUCUCGACUUGCGUUGACCGUUGGCUGGCGGUCCGUUCUGUGUUUGAUGCGCAGCCGGCGCGGGCGGCCAUUUCUGGCCGGCGGCGCCGCUAUCUGUCGUUGUUUCUGCUUCACUUUGUCGGCGGCCGGCGGCCUGCGCCCGGGGCGUCGGCGUCGGGCGGCCGGCAUCUGAUGCAGACCGACGGGUCGGCUGACGGACGGCCGCGGGCAGGCGACG